CCCACAGCGAAUUAUUUCGUCCAGCUGCUCGCUCCUGCAAUCGAACGCAUGACCACUCAUCAUGAACAAUUAUAGAGUUUGCCAUUAAGCCACCACCUUAUUUGUUCACUCAUUGUGAACUAUUAAAAUGUUCACCAUUAACGCUGCUCUUAGAUGCUCUUACAAGAUGACGACCUCUAAUCCAAUAUAAAGACGACACGUUUACUAAUUUAGCAUCUCCAAUUUAUUUCUCCCACGAAAAAGUACACCGUAUCUUACCAUGAAACACAUCGUAUCAUAUCACACCCAAAUUAAAUAAAUAAAUAAAAAUAAAAAAAUUGAAAGAAAACGUCUCUGAGAGAAACUACCCGCCCUCCGCAAAAAAACACGAACCGUUCUUUCUCUCUCCUCAAUCCCGCUUUUACUUUCUCUCUCUAAAAUUACUCACUUUCUCUCUCUAUUUUCUCCGCCCUUCCUUUCGACAGCGAAAUCGAACUCUGAAGAAAAAACAAAAUAUUCCGCCCAAAAAAUAAAAAUAAAAAUCAAAUCGAAUCGAAACCCUAACCCUAAAUCGCAAAACUUAUCCUCUACUUCGUCUUCAUCUUCGCGUUAAAUCUCUUCCUUUGAUUUCAUUUUUUAUCUUUCUCUCUCUUCAAUUUUUGUGGAAGGAAUCUCGAUUUUUUUUUGUAUUGUUAUUGUGAAGGUGGCGAAAAAUUAGGGUUAGGGUUUGUAGAUGGAAUUUCCGAGUGGUGGUGGAAUUUGAUGACCGAUAAUAGCCGAUGUCAGGGACGCGGGAGGAUGAUGUGUAGGGGAGCCGAAGGAGGCUGUGGAACGGAGGAGAAGCCGUGCCCGGUCAGUCGGAGUUCGCCGCCGGCAAGUUCUCCGGUGCCGGCGUCGAUGACUUCGCCGGAAAAGUUUGAAGCUGUUAUUUUAGGUGUAGACUUUUAUUCGCAAGCUUUGAAAGCAUUGUCGGAGCGGUCACCGUUUGAUUCUGAUGAGGUUUUGGCUAAAACUGUUGCCACACUCCCUAGUGGGCUGGCAGGGUUGUUGUCGAAACAGUCUGAUAGUAAGAAAAAGCAUAAGCGGCCACAUUCGGAAACCAAGUCGUCGUCUCGAAAAUGGUCUACUGAGAAGUCUAAGAACUCUGCGUUGUGGACUGAGCUGGAGGAUUACUUUAGGGAGCUGACAUUGCAAGAUAUUGAGAGGUUGCAUCGAUUCUCUACUUCAUUUGAUUCAUUAUUAGAUAGUAGUAAUUCACUCUUAAAAAUUCCAGCUUUAGGAAAAGGUUUUAGGAGUAGUAGUAAUAAUAAUGAUGAUAUCAAAAAGGUAGAAAAUGGGCAUGUUGAUAUUCCUGCUGCUGCUACGAUUAAGGAGGAAGAGGAGGUGGUUUUGGAUGAUAAUGUUCCAAUGCCAGAUGCUGGAGGUUUGCAAGGUAAGGAGGAGGAUGACAAAGAUAUUGAUAAGCUGCCGGAUGUUAAAAUCGAAGAUGGAAGUAGUGAUAGUUUGAAUGUAGUUGAGAAAGGUCCAUCGCCGGUGUAUACUUUGCCGACUUGUAGCAGCAUAGAAUGGGUUUUAGGUUCUAGGAACAGGGUAUUGUUGACAACAACACGUCCUACAAAGAAAAGAAAGCUUUUGGGUUCGAAUGCAGGGUUGGAAAGACUUAUAGUUGCUCAACCUUGUCAAGGAAGCUCCAGUUUAUGCCAUGUUUGUAGUAUGGGAGACUCAGGGGACCAAUUGAACCAGUUGGCUGCUUGCAAAUCAUGUAAAGUUGUUGUCCACCAGAAGUGUUAUGGGGUGCAAGGAGAGAUUGAUGGUUCUUGGCUGUGUUCCUGGUGUAAAAACAUUGUUGAUGCUCAAGCUGGACCUGCCCCAGGAAGUGAUAGACCAUGUGUUUUUUGUCCAAAGACUGGAGGGGCUUUGAAACCUUUUCAGAAUGUAGGGAGGGGAAAUGAUGGCUCUGCUGAGUUUACUCACCUGUUUUGCAGUAUGUGGAUGCCAGAGGUUUACAUAGAUGACACCAGGCUAAUGGAGCCAGUUUUAUGUCAGGGGAUGAAGGAUGUUCGGGGGAAGUUAGUGUGUAAUUUAUGCAAAUUGAAGCUCGGUUCAUGUGUCCGAUGCAGUGAUGGAUCAUGCAGAACUGCAUUCCAUCCUCUUUGUGCUAGGGAGGCAAAACAUAAACUUGAGGUCUGGGGAAGGUUUGGUUGCGAUGAUAUUGAACUACGGGCUUUUUGUUCUAAACACUCUGGGAAUUUUAAUCCUGAUGACAGUGUUGCCUUAGAGAGUCAUGAACAGAAUCAUGCUGUUGGCAGUGAUUUACUUGGUUCCUCAAUUGAAUCAGCUUCAUUGCCGGAGAAUAAAAUAAAGAAACUCAAAAUAGGCUGUAAAAAUGGAGAUAAAGUUACUUUACAAAUCGGAGUAGCAGAUGCUGAUUCUAAUAAUUUGGGAGAAAGAGAGUGGCAGGACCAGGGACAAGAUGCAAACUCCAAUACAAAUCUUGAAUUAGGAUCAGGUGAUGGGGAGAAGUUAAGUGAUAUGGGCUUAGGAGGCGCAUGUGAGGAUGUCAAGACAUCUCGUCUUCUUGAUCUUGGCUUGGUUCUUAAGAAGCUAAUAGAUCGUAGAAAAAUUAGUAUGGAACACAUUGCUUCUCAAAUUGGCAUCUCAGAGGAUUCUUUGGCAGCAAGGCUCACUGACAAUCAGUUAAGCCCUGAAUUGUACUUCAAGCUAUUAAGGUGGCUUAAAGGUCGUUCUUACCUGGAUACUGCAGCAAAGGACUGGAGAGAGAAACUUCGCUGCUUGAUGCCAUCAGAAGCUGAGUUAAAUACGGAUGACAGGACUGAUGCUGUUACUUUGAGACACUUUGAUAUUUCAGAUGAUGUUCCUGUCAAGUCAGUUCCUCCUAGGAGGAGGACAGUUGGAAACAUCAGAAUUCUGAAUGAGGACAAAGAUGUAUCCUUGUGCAAUGAUAAAAGACUAGGGAAUGGUGCAUUAACUAAGGAGGCAACAGAACAUGAAGAUAUGAAUGAUCAUGAAAAACAGAGUAAAGAUUCAAUUUCAAAUAGCAUUGAAGAGAUUAUGGUUGUUGGUGUUGAACGUCCAACAGUAGAUGCUUCGCCUACAUCUGAUAGUACUAUAUUGAAACCAAACAGCCAUUUUGAUAUUGAUUAUAAUGGAGCAGAAGAGGGUACUUCUUCUGGAAAGAGUUCAUUGUUGGAUUUGGACCAUGAUACUCCUUCCUGCUCUUCUGUUUAUACAGUUGGCUAUUGUGAUGGAAAUAGUGAACCUGGAAUCAAUUCUUCUGUGCACCCUUACAUCCAGAAGAAAUUAGAUGAAGUGCAAAGUUGGCUUAGUCGAAGAACUCCUGAUAUUAAUGGUUGUAUAGAACUGGAGUCUUGGGCUAUGGAGCAGACUGUAAAUGCUGAAAAGAAAUUUUCAGUAUGUAAUGGCGAGGGUGAGGAAAGAGAAGUGAAGGCUGAUGAGAUGGGUGUUUCUGACCUUUCCCCUGAAAAUGAAUUGGAAGGAGAAAUAAUCUUUUUUCAACAGCAAUUGUUAUGCAAUACUGUUGCUCUGAAGUGUAAGAGUGAUCAGCUAGUUUGCAAGAUUGUCAAUAGUUUGCCAAAUGAAAUGGAUUCAGUAAGGAAGCGUAGAUGGGAUUCUGUUCAUGUUAACCAGUACAUAUAUGAGCUUAAAGAAGCAAGGAAGCAGGGUAGAAAGGAGAGAAGGCACAAGGAAGCCCAAGCUGUACUGGCUGCUGCCACUGCUGCUGCUGCUGCUUCGUCUAGAGUUUCGUCUUUGAGGAAAGACAUGGUUGAUGAAUCUUCACAGCAAGAGAAUCUAUUGAAGGUGGAAAGUGGCAUGGUUCGUGGAAGCCUAUCAUCACUGUCAGUUCCAUGCACGAAGGUGUCCAACCCUACCUUGGAUGCUCCCAAGGCAAAAUCAGACGGAUACUCUGAUGUGUUUCCGUUUGCUUCUGGGACACCAAAAGAACAUCCAAAAUCAUGUGACAUAUGCAGACGCUCUGAGAGUUUACUGAAUCCUAUAUUAGUGUGUUCUAGUUGUAAGGUUGCAGUUCAUUUAAAUUGCUACCGCAGUGUCAAGGAAUCUACCGGUCCCUGGUAUUGUGAAUUAUGUGAUGAAUCAUCUUCGUCCAAGGUUUCUAGAGCUACCGUUAAUUCUUGGGAGAAUUCAAAUCCUAUCGAAGAAUGUGGAUUAUGUGGGGCUUCAAAUGGUGCGUUUAGAAAAUCAAGCAAUGGUCAAUGGGUCCAUGCAUACUGUGCUGAGUGGGUGUUUGAUUCAACCUUCAAAAGAGGUCAGGUGUCUCCUGUUAUAGGAAUGGAAACAGUGCCGAAGGGGAAUGACAUGUGCUGUGUCUGUCAUAAGAAAUUUGGUGUCUGCAUAAAGUGCAAUUAUGGCAAUUGUCAGUCUACAUUCCACCCAUCAUGUGCCAGGUCUGCUGACUACUAUAUGUAUACCAAAUACAUUGGUGGAGGCAAGAUGCAGCAUAAAGCUUAUUGCAGUAAGCAUAGUUUGGAGCAAAGAACAAAAGCUGAAACGCAGAAGCAUGGUGCUGAAGACCUAAAAAUUGUUAAGCAACAUCGGGUUGAGCUGGAAAAGUUACGUCUCCUUUGUGAGAGGAUUGUCAAACGGGAAAAGCUGAAGCGAGAAUUGGUUAUUUGCAACCAUGACGUUUUUGCUUCGAAACAAGAUUCUUUGGUUUUCUCCAUGCUUGUACAACGUCCCUUUUCAUCUCAUGAAAGUUCCGACUCGGCUACCACAUCCCUUAAGGGGCAUGUGGAUGGUUCUAGGUCAUGCAGCGAUGCAAUGCAAAGAUCUGAUGACAUCACUGUUGAUAGUGCAUUAUCAACAAAGCGGUGUAUCAGGCUUCCGCGGUCUAUAGAUAAUGAUCAAAAAACUGAAGUUAGUUCUACAUCACGCCAUCAUGUACCAAAGCCGCCAGACAGGGGUUCAUUUGCUGGGAAGCAAAUUCCUGUUAGAGCAUCUUUGGCAAGUCGUGAUUUCUCACAAAGCAUGGAUAAUUCAUUAAAUUCCAGAAAGCACCUUGAAACAUUUGAGAAGGAGCUGGUUAUGACUUCUGACCAAGCAUCUUUGAAAAAUAGGCGGUUACCAAAGGGAUAUAUCUAUGUUCCUAUUGAUUAUCUCUCCAAUGGGAAGCCAGUCAGGCAUAAUUCUGUUGAAAGAGAAGAAGUAGAUGAUUAGAUUGGCAAGGUUUUUACUCCAUGGCUUGUGCUUCUGGGUGAAAUAUCAUGGUUUACACUGUUCUUGAUGCUCAUGUGAUUGCAUUUGUCCUAGCAUGAGCCUCAAAUUGAUGCCUGGAUGAAGGUUUGGGCUUAUCUCAUGACAUGAAGUUCUCGAUUGUUUAGAGAAAUUUUGGCAUCAUUUGUUGUAUAUUCGUUCUCAGAGCAAUUGUACAGUGGGUGAGGGUUUGAUCUUUGAUUUGUUCUAUGGGGCCGCAAGUGCUUCCUCCCUUUAUAUUUCCUGAUAGCAAGAUGCUUCUUUUGCUUUGCCUUUGUAACUGUAAGCAAGCUAGAAGGAUACACCUGCUGUUAAUGUUUUGUAAAGUUAGUGUAUAUAUCCUUACAGUGUUCCGAAGUAAUCGCUCGGACAUCAGAUCAAUACAAAAAUUAAAUUAUUUUUCUGACCA
This is a messenger RNA of Chenopodium quinoa (quinoa), 5638 nucleotides long. RefSeq lists its product as uncharacterized. Gene Ontology annotation, biological process: regulation of transcription by RNA polymerase II. The record is from RefSeq and is a predicted model, not a curated record. The transcript has 19 exons. The coding region runs from base 742 to 5193 and encodes 1483 amino acids. Lineage: Eukaryota; Viridiplantae; Streptophyta; Magnoliopsida; Caryophyllales; Amaranthaceae.